This is a messenger RNA of Lepidothrix coronata (blue-crowned manakin), 774 nucleotides long. It is a transcript of the gene ISG20L2, whose product is annotated as interferon stimulated exonuclease gene 20 like 2. Lineage: Eukaryota; Metazoa; Chordata; Aves; Passeriformes; Pipridae. The coding region runs from base 70 to 774 and encodes 234 amino acids. Gene Ontology annotation, molecular function: nucleic acid binding; exonuclease activity. The transcript has 3 exons. The record is from RefSeq and is a predicted model, not a curated record. Gene Ontology annotation, cellular component: nucleus.
CCACGUGCCGCCCGCCGGCUUCCGGUUCCGGGCCGCGGAGCAGCCCCGUCCCGCUUCCCCGGUCCCGCCAUGGGGGAUUUGAUCCUCAACGUGGACUUGACCGCCCCCGAGUGCCGCCCCAAGAAGGAACGGGGCAACCGAAAGCACCAGAGCUUCGUGCGGCGGCGGCGGGAGCUGGAGCGCCGGGGGGUCCUGCGGCAGAAGCAGCUCCCCCCGAACCGGGGCGGGCCCCGGCGGACCCCGGCGAAGCCUCCCCCGUCGUGCCCUAAAGAGAACGGCUCUGCCGGGACCGGCGUUCCCUCUAACACCAAAGGGAAGGGUCGGGGGGCUGCCGGGGGCACCCCCGAAUCCACCGGCGCCCCCUCGGCGCCCCAGAACGGCCGCGCAAAGACCAAGGGCAGGGGUCGGGGGGCGGUGGCCGGAGCCCCCCCGGCGCCCACCAAGCUGCUGGCCAUGGACUGCGAGAUGGUGGGCACGGGCCCCGGGGGCCGGACCAGCGCCCUGGCCCGGUGCAGCAUCGUGUCCUACGACGGGGACGUUGUCUACGACCGGUACGUGCGGCCCGAGGCGCCCAUCGUGGAUUACCGGACCCGCUGGAGCGGCAUCCGCCGGCAGCACAUGGAUAAAGCCGUGCCCUUCCACCAGGCACAGCGGCAGAACCGGCCCCGCGGCACAACCUGCCCCUUCCCGCGGCGGUUCCCAGGGGAGAGAAACCUUGGGAAAUCCCUCAGCGCUUGUUACCAGGGAGGGACCGAGGGUUCACCCGAGGGGUGA